AUGGGUGCGGCGGCUUCUGCAGGGGUGCGCACCUCCGGAAAAUUAAGUCCUACGCGGUGGUUCAUUAACGACGAACUUAAGGAUCCCAAAAAUAUUAUGUUAGAAAGUGCUCGCAAUGGAAAAGAAAAUGAAUUGUUACUAGUUUUAGAACAGGGAAUGGAUCCAAAUGAAAGGGAGUCGCCAUUUUCAGGGUAAGAGAUGCCACUGGAACUUUUAUGUGUUCGGUCAUUGUAGUUAAUCCACUGAGAAAGCUCUCAGCACAAGAUCAACAUUUGCUUUUUAAUAAGCCAAUCUAAAAGUAGAAGGUAAACGCCCUAUAAGGGAUUCCAAAUUACGGAUCUUGCUUUACUCAUACUAUACUUGUAAAUAGUGAUGUUGACUUCUGGUAUGAGCAUUUCUCUCGCUCGCUAUUUUUCACAGUCCCGAUCAUAUUUCUCGAUAUUUUCAUCGUUCAUAUUGGUGAAUAUGGUAAAACUUGAAGGUUUUCUAUGAAAUUGUUACUCAGUGAACAGUUUUUGGUUUACUUAUAGUUAAUAUACACAUGAUUUCUGAUAUAUUUAUUGCUUCCUUUAAAGUUUAAGAGCAAUACAUUUCGCAGCCCGUCAUGGCCACCUUAAUUGCCUUCAAAUCCUCAUAGAAAAUGGCGCAGAUGUUACUGCCGAAGACUUCUAUGGCUGGCAAGCGAUACACGAGGCCUCACUGUACGGACACGCUGAAUGCCUUCAACUACUGUUGGAAAAUGACGCCAAAGUAGACGCCGCGGCAUUCAACAACAACGGGCCAAAUACGCCUCUUCAUUACGCUGCCAGGCACGGUCACGUGAGCUGCGUGAAGUUGCUACUUAACAACGGUGCUGACUGGAAGAGCUGCAACAAGUAUGGGGAGACUCCACUGCAUUGUACCGCCAUGCGAGGUCAUGUGGAAUGUAUGCUGGCACUUGUGAAUGAAGGUAUUAUAUAAACACUACGUCGAAGAGGAGUAAGGUUUCCUUUAAGUAAAUUCAAGGGAUAAUAUCGGAUAGUAGGUAGCUCACUACAACCUCUAAUUUCAUUGAAUCUUCGAUAGCACGCAACUCGUCUGUUUUUGUUGUUGUUGUUGUUGUUGUUGUUGUUCUAAGGCCUAGGGUCCACUUUUACUGUUCAUUUGUUUAUUGUCUCAGCCAAUGCUGUGAGGCCUUGUAAGAGGAUAUAACUAAACAUACAGCAUUAAUAGUUCUGACGUCGCCUGUAACACUUCCAGCUCUGUUGUUAACUAAAAUAAAGUUAAGAAAACACAGUUCACGCUGGCAAAUGGAGGACAUCAGCACUUUUCUGAAGUUGACGUGAAGAGAUGAAGAAAAUUAACUGAUUCAUAAAAUAGAUCUUAUGUUUAAUAAACAAGUAGUUUGUGUGCGUUAAGUUCGUGGCUUGAACAAGUACUUGGGGCCCAAAAUGAAGGAAAUCGCAUUUCUCAGUCAGGGGUAGUAUACCCGGAGCCCCUCUCACUCAUCUAGAAGAUCAUCCCUUUGGUGUGAGUCAAAUGAAGCAUCCUCUUUGGAAUCGAUACAUUGUGAACAUAGCUGUACCUGAUAUACAAAAUGUUGUUAUCUAGGAGCUGACAUCAACGCACAGACGCGUGACGGACUAUCUUCUGCGUACUUCAGUGUGUUCUGUGGCCAUUCUUCCUACUUAAAAGAACUUAUAAAACACGGAGUGGACCUCAAUUGCAAAUAUAAGCAACCACAGCGCACUUUAUUGCACUAUGCUGCAGAGGCGGGACAAAAUAAGGUGCUAAAAGUGCUUCUUAGAAAACAAGCAAACGCGGAAAUACACGCUGGUGAACGAAGCUUAACACCUCUGCAUCUAGCCGUACGAAUGGGGCAAGAAAAGUCCACGGAAUUACUUUUAAAAUUUGGCGCUGAUGUGGAAGCUAGGUCUCUUAAAGGAUAUACUCCUCUUCAUCACGCCUCUCGUUGUGGAAAACACGAAAUCGGGAAGUUACUUAUUGCGAGUGGAGCUAAAGUGAACGCCAUAUCAGGUUUGGAUAAGCACUUGCUUGCCAUGUGUAUUCGGGGGGCGGAAGAUUUUUUCGCUAGUAAUAUCUUCUCGACGAAGGAAGGUGUCAUUCAGCCCUUACAUACUGUGCUAGCAACUUGUGGAUGAGCUCAUCAAUAAUCAUAUUGCUCACUAAAACGAGUUAUUUGUUAAAACAAGAACCAAUUCCGGGGGGCAGGCGUAAAAAAGGGAAAAGGGAGGAAGGGGAACUGUAGAUAACAUUCACGAAAAAAUCAACCGGCCGCAGACUCAGUUUUGGGUGGGUCAUUUAAACGAAAUCUAACUUAGGCCUCCAGAUCUCUUUGUUAAGGGGUUAAUUUAAGAGCAAAUAGGUACUUUCCCAGUCUACGCAGUAUGCUUUAGUGAAAUUGUUUACGAUAAAUGGUGUUCCGAUAAAAGCAUUAAGUACUCGGAAAAUGGUUUUCAACGCGGUUUUGUUGAACACGUGCUAAAUUAGAUUCCGUUUAAAUAACUAGCCCUUAGAGUCUAACACUGACAAAGGCGACAAUCACAUCAACGAAGAAAAAUAGAAAGGGCGAGGGGAAGUGAAGGAGAAGAGAAUCAUCAUAAGGAGCGGUAUUAUUCCUGCGGGGCGACAUUUCAUAACUGCUGUUCUGUUUUAAUUUAUUGCCAAUUUAAACUGAGUUGAAGGUGGAAAAAUUGCAUGACGAACAGUACAAAUUCAGAGUACCUUAAGAGAAUUAGAUGUGAGCAACUGAAAAAAAGAAGACAAAAGUUCUGUGCAUUUUGACAUCUUUGUUAAGCUCAUGUCUCUGGAAAGCAAAAGUUGCUAAGUUCGCUUGUAGCUUACAAAGUUGCUUUAAAACAGUUCUCGAUUCUUUAAGGACCAAGAGAAUUGCAGACGACUAAAAUUUCGCCACAAGGAGACAGUUUUUUGGUGGAUUUGUUACUUACAACUUGACAACAGUGGUGGCGCUUUUUAUAACUGCAAUUGAAGAAAACCGUUUUCGGUCACUUUGUUGAAAUUUGCUACACUACAAAAAUUCCGUCGCCUGUUAUUUUGGAGUGAAAAAAAAAAAAACCUGGAUUAAGCAAUUUUUUAUACUACAAAUAAGCCCAAUGCCACUCUGAAAAUGUUCUACAAAAAGGGAUACGUACUACGCUAUUGAGCCAGGAUUAAGGAAGGACAUUUAUUGGCUACUCUUUGAACUAAUGUACAGAACAAACGAUAAAAACAGCAGCGCCUCCAGAAUUGUUUUCUUUCUUUUUCAGAUGAGGCCCACGAGACGCCAUUACACAUGUGUGUUCAAAGAAACGACAUUAAGUUUACAAAGAUGUUAGUAAAGGCAAAUGCUGAUCUCAACAUACGAGAUAAGAGCGGAAAUAGACCAAUAGACAUCAAGAUUGAAAACGAGGACGUAACCAACAUCUUACAGGCCGCCAUGUUUGAGAAAGACAGACUCAAAAAGACACUUUAAACUGACUUUAUUUUCAUUUUUAAAACCUAACGAAUGAAGUGAAUUUUCCACUGCUCGACAGUGCAAUUGGGUAACAAAGAAGAGGAACGACUCAUUCCUCUUUUCACUACUCUAGCCACUCACUCGAAAAAGUUAAAUUCAAUCUCCUUUUAAAGAUAAUUUCGUUAAUCCUCUUGAUCCUAUUACUGUUUAAGAAUAGUAAAAAUAUAUGGAUUUUAAACCCAAUAAUGGAUUUAAUAAAAAUUUGACAAAAAUACUAAUUUUUUCAAAAUUCCGCCCACCUAUAUGUAUCUUUANGCCACUCUGAAAAUGUUCUACAAAAAGGGAUACGUACUACGCUAUUGAGCCAGGAUUAAGGAAGGACAUUUAUUGGCUACUCUUUGAACUAAUGUACAGAACAAACGAUAAAAACAGCAGCGCCUCCAGAAUUGUUUUCUUUCUUUUUCAGAUGAGGCCCACGAGACGCCAUUACACAUGUGUGUUCAAAGAAACGACAUUAAGUUUACAAAGAUGUUAGUAAAGGCAAAUGCUGAUCUCAACAUACGAGAUAAGAGCGGAAAUAGACCAAUAGACAUCAAGAUUGAAAACGAGGACGUAACCAACAUCUUACAGGCCGCCAUGUUUGAGAAAGACAGACUCAAAAAGACACUUUAA
This is a messenger RNA of Porites evermanni, 4126 nucleotides long. NCBI's taxonomy places the organism in Eukaryota, Metazoa, Cnidaria, Anthozoa, Scleractinia, Poritidae. The record is from the annotation of a GenBank genome assembly.